UUUUGAACAUCAGUAAAGAGAGAAAACAUGUGAAAGGACUUUAAAAUAGUUGAUUCAAUGGACACUUCAGAGCUACCAAUUAUUGACUUUGAUAAAAUACUAGUCGCUACCGAUAACUUCAGCACAACAAACAAACUUGGGGAAGGAGGAUUUGGACCUGUUUAUAAGGGAAGGUUAGAAGAUGGCUAUCAAGUGGUAGUGAAAAGACUUUCGAGGCAUUCAGGACAAGGUGUGGAAGAGUUCAAGAACGAGAUUGUAUUGAUUUCCAAACUGCAACAUAGGAAUCUUGGUAGGCUCUUGGGUUGCAGCAUUGAAGGGGAAGAGAAGCUAUUGGUUUAUGAGUACAUGACAAACAAAAGCUUGGACACUUUUCUCUUCGGUUGGUUUAUAGUCUCAUCUUUAUUACUAUAAAUUUUUCAUAGGUCAUUCAAUACUAUUACCACAACUGUGCUUAACACUGAGGAAAGAAA
Molecule: messenger RNA, 470 nt
Organism: Camellia sinensis
Lineage: Eukaryota; Viridiplantae; Streptophyta; Magnoliopsida; Ericales; Theaceae
Source: RefSeq, a predicted model, not a curated record